Messenger RNA from Anneissia japonica, 2163 nucleotides. RefSeq names its product ATP-binding cassette sub-family B member 7, mitochondrial-like. Gene Ontology annotation, biological process: intracellular iron ion homeostasis; transmembrane transport. The record is from RefSeq and is a predicted model, not a curated record. Bases 19 to 2163 code for a protein of 714 amino acids. Gene Ontology annotation, cellular component: mitochondrial inner membrane. NCBI's taxonomy places the organism in Eukaryota, Metazoa, Echinodermata, Crinoidea, Comatulida, Comatulidae. The transcript is spliced from 13 exons. Gene Ontology annotation, molecular function: ATP binding; ATP hydrolysis activity; ABC-type transporter activity.
CGUGUGUGUGUUUUGAUAAUGGCUAGUAUUUUAAGAACACGGAAGAUAAACUCUUCAUUAAACAUACUAAAACAUAGUUCUCAAUUCUACGGAAGGUAUUCUAAAUUACCAUAUUGUGAAGGAGGUGUCAAGUUGUAUAGAACAAAUUUUGAGAAUUCAUCCAGAUUGUUUUGCUUAAAGCAUAUCGGUCAGGCUUCAAAAACAAGAACUGCUCUACAUACGCCACCGAUAUGGCAGAGCUCUAUCCUGACCAGAAGCUGUUUCCAUGGACACGGUCCUGGUGAUGUAACCCAAAAUGGUAACAAUGGUGGAUCGAAUGGUUGGCAGAUUGUCAAGGCCAUGACUAGAUAUAUUUGGCCGAAAGAUGCAACCUCGAUUAAAGCUAGAGUUGUGAUUGCUGUGGGACUGCUCAUUGGCUCAAAGAUGGCUAGUGUCUCUGUGCCGUUCAUGUUCAAGUAUGCAGUGGACGUUUUAAACACCGGUCAAGCAGUGGGAGUGGUGGCAGCUGCUGGAGGCACUGCAAUAACAGUUGCAACAUCUUUGCUUAUAGGAUAUGGAGCAGCAAGAGCAGGUGCCUCCCUUUUCAAUGAACUCAGAAAUGCAAUAUUCGCUAAGGUAGCUCAGAACUCGAUAAGACGUGUAGCCAAAAAUGUGUUCCUUCAUCUGCAUUCCCUAGAUCUCAGUUUCCAUUUGAGUCGUCAGACAGGCGCCCUCUCUAAAGCUAUUGACAGAGGGAGUAGAGGCAUCAACUUUAUACUCACUGCUUUAGUAUUCAACAUUGUUCCUACCAUAUUUGAAGUUAGUUUAGUUGCAAGUAUUUUGUAUUGGAGAUGUGGGCCGCAGUUUGCAUUAGUAACACUGUCAACCAUCGCAGCCUAUGCUGCAUUUACCCUCAGUAUCACCUCUUGGAGGACAAAGUUCAGAGUUCAAAUGAAUAAAGCGGAUAACGAGGCAGGGAACUUGGCUAUUGACUCGCUCAUCAAUUAUGAAACUGUUAAAUACUUCAACAACGAGAUACACGAAGCCAAGCGAUAUGAUGAAUCACUUGCUCAGUUUGAGAAAGCGUCUUUAAAGACAUCAACUAGCCUAGCAAUUCUCAACUUUGGACAGAAUAUAGUGUUCAGCUCGUCCUUAGCUCUGAUCAUGGUGAUGGCAUGUAAGGGCAUUAUUGCAGGAAACAUGACGAUAGGUGACCUAGUGAUGGUCAAUGGUUUACUGUUCCAGCUUUCCUUGCCUCUCAACUUCCUUGGCACUGUGUACCGAGAAAUUCGUCAAUCACUUAUCGAUAUGAAGACAAUGUUUAACAUUCUCAACUUAGAACCAAAUGUUAAGGAUAAGGUGUUAGCCCCCGCAUUGGCGAUAAGCCCACAAGAAGCUUCCAUAACAUUUGAAGAUGUGUGCUUUGAGUACGUGAAUGGUCAACCUAUAUUUAAUAGCAUCUCAUUGCAUGUUCCAGCAGGCAAGAAGGUUGCUAUUGUUGGUGGUAGUGGAUCAGGGAAAUCUACUAUAGUUCGUUUGUUAUACAGAUUUUUCGACCCAAAGUCAGGUAGAGUUUUAGUAAAUGGUCAGAAUAUACGUGAUGUAAGCUUAGAGAGUCUACGGUCCAGCAUAGGUGUGGUUCCCCAGGAUUCAGUACUAUUCCAUAAUUCAAUUUUUUAUAAUAUAAAUUACGGCAAUAUGGAAGCAACAGCAGAAGAAGUGUACACAGCAGCCAAGAUGGCUGAUAUUCACCGCAGUAUCUUAAGAAUGCCUGACGGUUACAAUACACAAGUUGGAGAACGAGGGCUCAAACUAUCAGGUGGUGAAAAACAGCGUGUUGCAAUAGCUAGGACUAUACUCAAGAACCCUCCAAUUAUUUUAUACGAUGAAGCUACUUCGUCUCUCGACUCAAUUACAGAACAGAAUAUCUUAGACUCGAUGCAAACAGUAACCCAAGGCAAAACAUCACUGUUCAUAGCACAUCGUCUCUCAACAGUCGUUGACUGUGACGAGAUCUUUGUCCUUGAAAAUGGUUUUGUAAAAGAACGAGGAAGCCACUAUACGUUGCUUAGCAACCCUGAUAGUUUAUACACACAACUGUGGAACAACCAACACAAAGCCGUGUUACAGAACUACGACGACAGUGAGGUGGAGGAGAAUGAUUCUGAGGAACUCAAACAUUGA